This is a messenger RNA of Condylura cristata (star-nosed mole), 312 nucleotides long. It is a transcript of the gene ATP5MJ, whose product is annotated as chromosome unknown open reading frame, human C14orf2. Gene Ontology annotation, cellular component: mitochondrion. Bases 19 to 195 code for a protein of 58 amino acids. Lineage: Eukaryota; Metazoa; Chordata; Mammalia; Eulipotyphla; Talpidae. The transcript has 3 exons. The record is from RefSeq and is a predicted model, not a curated record.
UACCACCUUUGUCUCCAGAUGUUUCAAGGCCUCAUUAAAAAUGUCUGGACCCCCAUGAAGCCCUACUACACCCAAGUUUACCAGGAGAUCUGGGUGGGAAUGGGGCUGAUGAGCUUCAUCAUCUAUAAAAUCAGGAGUGCCGAUAAAAGGAGUAAAGCUGUGAAAGGUCCCGCACCUGCCCACGGCCACCACUGACCAGCCCGCAGCAGCGCCAGGCAGAGGGAGCCUCCGCGCCUGCAGAAACACAGACAUGGCUGUGCCCAUCCAGCCCGCCUCCUCCAUGGUGUGAAUAAAUGUCCCUGUGAGACUGGC